CUCGCGCAGUACGCCUUUUCGCGGGCAGCUCUCUUCUUCUUCUUCUUCUUUUUUUUCUUCUACUUCCCAACUUAUCCGAGGAGCUAAACUCUCGUGGAUUCUUUCAUUUAGUGGCGGCUCGGCAGGCUUGGUUUCCCUUCUCCUUCUCCUCCUCCUCCUUUCCUCUCCUCCUCCACUUUGAACUUCGGCUCCUCUCUUCGCCCUCCUUGUCGGUGACCAUGGCCGUGCCGGCUGCUCUGAUCCCGCUCUCUCCUCUGGUCGCGCUGCCUCCGAUCUCGACUCCCUCCCUGACGACCUCCUCCUCCUCCUCUUCCUCCCCGCCGACCACCAUCGCCGCCGCCGCCGCCCCGUCGCCGUGCCCGUCCCUGGCCCCGCAGCAGAACCUGUUCCGGUCGGAGCUGCUCGCCGCCGGCGGCAGCCCGGGCUGCAUCCCCAACGCGGCGCUGCCGCCCGGCAAGCCCGUGUACUCGACCCCGUCGCCCGUGGAGAACAUCCCGCAGAACAACGAGUGCACGAUGGUCGAGUUGCGCAGCGCCAAAGUGGCGUCGUUCACCGUGGACGACCAGGAGCUCAUCUGCCUGCCGCAGGCGUUCGACCUGUUCCUGAAGCACCUGGUCGGCGGGCUGCACACGGUGUACACUAAGCUGAAGCGGCUGGAGAUCACGCCGGUGGUGUGCAACGUGGAGCAGGUCCGCAUCCUGCGCGGGCUCGGCGCCAUCCAGCCCGGCGUGAACCGCUGCAAGCUCAUCUCCAGGAAGGACUUCGAGACGCUGUACAACGACUGCACCAACGCGAGCUCCAGACCGGGCCGACCUCCGAAGAGGAGUCAGAGUCUGACGUCUCCGGAGAGCAAUCCUCACAUCAUGCCCCACUCGGUGCCCGGCCUCAUGUCCCCCGGCAUGAUCCCCCCCACAGGGCAGGAUUUUCACAGAGGUUUUGCAGGUGCAGCGGCUCAGCCCCAGCAGACAUGUAGUGCGUGGUCUGUAAGUGCUCUGUCUCGUCUCUCCUGCCUCCUCUCCCCAGGCCUGACAGCGGCGGCGGCGGCAGCUGCCAACGCAGCCAUCGCCGAGGCCAUGAAGGUCAAGAAGAUCAAACUAGAGGCAAUGGGUGGCUACCACGGCAACGCAAACCACCACGGGGUCGACGGGGAAAACGGAGACCUCGGCUCCGGCGUCGGCCUGGAGCUCCCGUUCAUGAUGAUGCCGCACCCGCUGAUCCCGGUCAACCUGCCCCCGGCCUCCGUCACCAUGGCGAUGAGCCAGAUGAACCACCUCAACACCAUCGCCAACAUGGCGGCGGCGGCGCAGCAGAGCCAGAGCCUGCCCUCCAGAAUGGUCACGUCCGUCAUAAAGCUGGGGUUUCAGGAACGGGUGCCGGACAGCCCCUCCCCCGCCCCCUCCCUGGAGGACCACCGGCGGCCGGGCAGCCACCCGUCGUCCCACCGCAGCAGCAGCGUGUCCAGCUCGCCGGCGCACACGGAGAGCCCCUCCGACCGGAUACGCACCUUCGUCACGCAGAUCAACGCGAUUCACCACAACGGCCUGUCCAUGAACCACGCCCUGCUCGGCCUGUCCCCCAACAUGCCGCCCGGGCCCAGGGAGGGAGACCUGGCCCACGACAUGAGCCACGAGAUGAAGAGGAUGCACGCCGACAAGGAGGACAACUUGAUGUGCACCCCGACAGCGAGAGACAGCUACGAGAGGUUGUCAUUGGCCGGCCAGGCCCUGCCCCCCGGCUUCCCCUCACCAUUCCUCUUCCCAGACGGCCUGUCGUCCAUAGAGACUCUGCUCACCAACAUACAGGGCCUGCUCAAAGUGGCCAUCGACAACGCGCGCGCCCAGGAGAAGCAGGUGCAGCUGGAGAAGACGGAGCUGAAGAUGGAGCUGUUCAGAGAGAGAGAGCUGAGGGAGACUCUGGAGAAGCAGCUGGUCAUGGAGCAGAAGAACAGAGCCAUCGUUCAGAAGCGCCUGAAGAAGGAGAAGAAGGCCAAGAGGAAACUCCACGAGGCGCUGGAGUACGAGUCCAAGAGGAGGGAGCAGGUGGAGCAGACCCUGAAGCAGCCGUCGCCCUCUGACAGCAUGCGCUCCCUCAACGGUCAGCCGCCGCCCCGCCGCAUGCAGUCACACGCUCACAGCCUGUAUCCCCCCAGGGAGGAGGAGUCACACCUGAGGGCAGACUCUCUGACCCCUGAGAUGGAGAGUGACCGCAGCAGUGGAAGAACAGAUGCUGAAAGGACAAUACAAGAUGGACGGAUGUUCCUGAAAACCACCGUGAUGUACUGAGACGGAGGAGCCGGAGGACACGCAACAAAACAAAAGAAGAAGAAAAGAAAAGCCCGCGGAGAUCCUCCAGAGAGCCUCGUUCAGGCUGAUUUAGAGGAGGAAGAGGAGGAAGAGGAGCUUGAUGGGACCGCUGCGUAGAGUAUUACGUCCUCCUCCUCUCUCCGGCGCUGAGGGGAGCCGCUUGGACGACAUUGAGCACAGUAAAAAAAAAAAUGUAAAAGUUUUUUUUUAAAGAAGCUGUACCCUGCUGGUCGGCUGCUGUAACAACACGCUCACUCAGCACUGACCUUGUUUUAUAGAGAUUCUGUAUCUCAGCCAGCCAGAAAGCUUCGAUAAAAGAAAUUCGACUGAAGUGGUUUUUUUGUAUUUUCAAAUUGAAUUUUAACGCCGCGUGAAGAUGAAGAUGAAGACGAGAGAGAGAGAGAGAAAAGAAAUGUGAAUCUAUCCACGUGUUGGUCGAAAAGAGGAGAGGACCGACGUUUGAUUUUCAUGUUUUCUAAAACUAGAUGACGAUACAAUCAAGUUUCCUUUUUACCAUCGUUGUACAUACGAGACGUGAUGAUGAUGAUGAGGGGGGGGGGGGCCUCUGUCGACCCCCGGGGGCCCGACGCGGCGUGUGUGUGUAUAUAGCGUUUAAGAGGUAUUGUGUAUGCAGUAGAGCUAUUAGGCAAAAACAAUACCAACAUUUAUAUCAACAUUUUGUUUCUCUUCUAUUCCUGAGCCAUCAUUCUUUCCUAUAGCGGCCAUUUUGGUGAGAAAGCAUGCAGGCAUGUCAAUGUUUGUCCUGGAAUUAUGAUAUUUAAUAAAUCCUAUAUUGAGCUGAACAGACACUCGAGAGCCCGUUUUGGAAACGUAAUUAUCAAACAAAAACAAGAACUUUUUGCUGUACAUCUUUGUAACAGAGGUGAUAUUUCUUGGAAUUUACUGUCUUUUUUUUGUUUUGUUUAUCUUCUCCUUUUUGUUUUUGUUUGUCAUGUGACUAGAAAUCAGCACCUCGAAGCUUUUUAAAACAACAACAAACAACAACAAAAUCAUUCGUGAGGCAAUUUUUGGAGAUGGAAUGCUGCAAAGACACUUUUCUUUCUCUCGUGUCCCGGUGAGAGAGAGGGGGGGGGGGGGAGAGAGAACAUUAUUAUUAUUAUUAUAAAACGUUAUGAUAUUACUUUCCCCCCAAAAGACUUUUGAAUCCCUGGUGCUGAAGCCACCUGUGUAUAUUCCCCGAGGCGUCGGUCCUUUACCUGCAGUCCGCCCCAUGUGUUACAAUCAGGGGAGGGGGCGUGUCCCGGGGGGCGUGUCCCAUGCUCACAGUGUGUUUGUUCCUUUCUUCUCAAUGGAGUGUCUAUACGGUCUGUUGUCACUGAUAACGUAUACAUAGCUUCUCGAAUCAUCUCUUCAUUGUACUUCAAAUUCAAAAUAAAGUUACCAUGUUGAUGAUAAA
Messenger RNA from Pseudoliparis swirei, 3720 nucleotides. It is a transcript of the gene dachd, whose product is annotated as dachshund d. The transcript is spliced from 11 exons. Bases 219 to 2282 code for a protein of 687 amino acids. The record is from RefSeq and is a predicted model, not a curated record. Lineage: Eukaryota; Metazoa; Chordata; Actinopteri; Perciformes; Liparidae.